Molecule: messenger RNA, 720 nt
Organism: Aspergillus niger
Lineage: Eukaryota; Fungi; Ascomycota; Eurotiomycetes; Eurotiales; Aspergillaceae
Exons: 2
Coding region: 1-720 (239 amino acids)
Biological process (GO): RNA splicing
Cellular component (GO): precatalytic spliceosome
Source: RefSeq, a predicted model, not a curated record
AUGACGGAACCACCAGCGAAACGUGCUCGCCGAGUCGAUAGCUCAGCUAUGUGGGACCAAGAUGACCGGAGGACACGUUCACCCGAAUUAGAACCAGAUUAUACCAGAAGCCCUCGACGGGACCAUGUUGCGAGAGAUGAUGGACGACGCGAUGGGCCUCGUGAUGAUCGGAGAUACCGUUCUCGCUCCAGGGACCGGAGAGACAGGAGGCGAGAUAGAAGCCGGUCGAGGGAUCGCCGCGACCGCGACCGCAGAGACAGAGACGGACGGGGAAUGAGGGAUAGGGAAAGAAGUGUCAGUCGGGAUAGGCACUAUGAUAGACGCGGCUAUCCUUCAAAAGGAGACAGGUACAGGUCGCGAUCACCUAUUCCGAACGGCAACAGGGACCGGUCGCGGACGCCGCCACCUCGCGGACCCCGGAGCGACCGCAGGCACGACCGCAGGGACCAUAGAGGACAGACAAACGGUGCUACGGAUGCGAAGUCAGGAGGGAACCGGUUCAAAGACGAAAUGGAGGUGGACAGUGACGGAGCUGUUGGAGAAGACGAUGUCGAGGAAAUGAUGCGCCGCAGCAUGGGAUUCACGAAAUUCAGGAGCACGAAGAAUACCAAGGUCCCCGGGAACGACAUUUACGGAGUCCGCAAGGAGAAGAAGACGGAGUACAGACAGUACAUGAAUCGUGUCGGAGGAUUCAACAGACCUCUCAGUCCCUCGAGGUAA